GUAGGUCAGAGCAGUUGCUUUCUCAGUUUGCUACUUCAUGCUAUAAAGUUUAAGGCUUUGAAAGUUAGUAAUUUGCAGUCGGCGAAUUUGGGCACACUUUUCGGCGUCUACCUACCAACGGUGCAGCACAUCCUCGGUGUCACUAUGUUCAUACGUCUGUUCUGGAUCGUCGGAAUUGCUGGCGUCUGGCAUACAAUGGAACUUCUCUUCCUUUGCUUUUUAACUGUGUUGCCUUCAGCAUCCUUAUUGCAGACAUUCUGCACAUGUAUCAGUUUGUCGGCAGUGGCAACCAAUGGUGAGAUCAAAAGCGGUGGCGCUUAUUACAUGCUAUCGAGGAAUUUGGGAGCAGAAUUCGGUACAGCUAUUGGCCUUUUGUUUUAUUGUGGUAACACAUUUGCCGCAUCCAUGUAUCUUGUUGGAGGCGUCGAAAUUUUACUGAUAUACAUAUUUCCUGAAUGGACAUUUCCAAACCGAGAUGUGCAGUCAGAAACGCGUAAGUUUUAUUUCAGCGGAAAAUCUUUUUCCUAA
This is a messenger RNA of Gongylonema pulchrum, 528 nucleotides long. The record is from the annotation of a GenBank genome assembly. Lineage: Eukaryota; Metazoa; Nematoda; Chromadorea; Rhabditida; Gongylonematidae.